Messenger RNA from Ochlerotatus camptorhynchus, 2015 nucleotides. It is a transcript of the gene Pdk, whose product is annotated as pyruvate dehydrogenase kinase. Gene Ontology annotation, biological process: protein phosphorylation; regulation of glucose metabolic process. Gene Ontology annotation, cellular component: mitochondrion. The transcript is spliced from 9 exons. The coding region runs from base 184 to 1425 and encodes 413 amino acids. Gene Ontology annotation, molecular function: pyruvate dehydrogenase (acetyl-transferring) kinase activity. The record is from RefSeq and is a predicted model, not a curated record. Lineage: Eukaryota; Metazoa; Arthropoda; Insecta; Diptera; Culicidae.
UCGACGACUUCGACAGGCUAAUAGCAAUGGGAAAAACCCGAAAAAUCAGUUUGUAACUUUUUCUGAAAGUCGCAAAUAUUCUUCAAACAAACACUCCGAAGGCGUAAUAAGUGUUAGUUCAAGCAUAUUGCAUUUACUUUGUAAGUUUUCUAGGUCAGUGCCAAGCAAAAUCUACAAAACGAAAUGCGUCUAUUCCCGGUACGAAUGUCCAACAUCAAUAAAAUGUUGGAUUUUUAUUCUCAGUUCAAUCCAUCGCCCUUAAGCAUCAAACAAUUUAUAGAUUUCGGUCUCAAUGCAUGUCCUACAAAAUCCUUCAUAUUUCUUCGCAAAGAGUUGCCUGUCAGGUUGGCAAAUAUCAUGAAGGAGAUAACACUUUUACCCGAGGGUUUAUUAAGGAUGCCUUCGGUGGGUUUGGUCAGUGCAUGGUACGUGAAAAGUUUUGAAGAAGUUCUCGAGUUUGAGAAAACAGAUCCCACAGGUUACAAUCUAGACAAAUUUUGCAAAUCUCUCAUACAAAUCCGUGACAGACAUUCGGAUGUUGUACAAACUAUGGCGCAGGGCAUACUGGAGCUGAAGGAAUCACGAAAUGGUCAUAUAGAACCUUCUACCGAACUCUCAAUGCAAUAUUUCUUGGACCGACUGUAUAUGUCGCGUAUUAGCAUUCGCAUGCUAAUCAAUCAGCAUACGAUUCUUUUCGGUGAGAUACCACAGUCCGGUAGGCAUGUAGGUUGUAUCGAUCCCCUCUGCGAUCCGCACAUGGUCGUUCGUGAUGCCUAUGAGAAUGCACGCUUUUUGUGUGAUCAGUACUAUCUUGCAAGUCCUGAGCUGGAAGUGAUAGAACACAACGAUCUGGAAAAUGGAAAACCUAUUAAAAUUGUUUACGUACCUUCGCAUCUGUAUCAUAUGCUGUUUGAGUUAUUUAAAAAUUCUAUGCGUGCCGUUAUGGAGUACCAUGGUGCCGAGGAUGAUAUCCCACCCCUCAAAGUGACUAUCGUCAAAGGCAAAGAAGAUAUCUGUGUUAAAAUGUCAGAUCGUGGAGGUGGUAUUCCCAGAUCCCACGUCGACCAACUGUUCAAGUACAUGUACAGUACAGCACCGCAACCACCAAAAUCGAAAUCUGAUCUUCCGCUUGUUCCAUUGGCCGGGUACGGCUAUGGAUUACCAAUCUCGAGGCUGUAUGCUCGUUAUUUCCAUGGUGACUUGGUGCUGUACUCAUGUGAAGGAUACGGGUCGGAUGCUGUGAUAUAUUUAAAGGCACUCUCCGAUGAGGCAAAUGAACUCCUGCCCAUCUUCAAUAAGACCAGUUCUCGUUUUUACAAGGCAACCGUUCCAACCGGUGAUUGGUCUAAUCAGAACUCGGAUAUGAGCUCCAAGCAGAUGAACGCUCAGAGUAGACGCAGUACGACAGUAUCCAAUGGAAUAUAAAUAAGUGUUAAGUGUUAAUAAAUAUUAGGUGUUUUCGCAAAGCAUAUCAAUAUGAAAAUCCUCGUAAAUUCAUAAAUUUCAUUACACUCUAAUGGAUCAUGGUAUUGUUACGAGAGUGUAAAUGCUUACACGGAUCUUUGUGCAUACCCCGAGUACCAUUAUUAUGUAGCUCGACUUGUAUUUAGUAAUAGUACUUGGUGAUAUACGAUACGUUAUUCUAAACAUAGCAUGAUUUGCGGGUUACAGAUUGUUAUAGCAUAUGUCAUAUUAGUUUCUCUGUAUAAGUAAAAUAUGACCAAUAAACAAAAAUAUGCGUUCGUUGGGUUUGUUUUAAUUUGUGUUUCAAGUACACUCAGCGUGCGGUAACAAACUUCAUAUGUGUAAAUUUAUUAAAUACAGGUAAGUGGCACCCCUAUCGCUACCAAUAACAAGUAACCAUAGCGAGCAUAACCGCGAGCCCACGUUUAGGUGGGGUGGGCUUAUUUUUUUUUAAAUCGCUCGGGGACAUGUUUUCCCAUGUGGAAAAUGAUUAUUCGGACUAAUCAUGUAAUAAACCAAAAAAUUAGCUUUUUUCGUUGACAUAUAGAUGU